UAGUACAGCUAAUGGGCUAAUCAGGUUCAAAGAACAUGAUAAAGAACCCAAGCCCCCAUAUAUAUUAAUCCUGUUUUCCUACCCAAAACCAGCAGUCACCAAAGAGUUAAAAAGAUAUUAUAGUUCUGAAGAAGAUAUAUUUUUUCCAAGAAAGUUAAAGAUUUCAAAGAGAGGCAUCAAGAGAUCUUUCUUUAACGAAGAAUUGUAUGCUGCGUUCGGGAAGGAAUUUUCUUUUUAGGAAAAAAAAAACACAAUUCUGGAGAAUUUAUUCAGAGAAAAAUGGCACACUUGGUUCAGAGGUCCGGCAAGGCGGUAGCUACUGAGAAAACAAACUUUGCCCAGACGUGCAAUCUGUUGAGCCAAUAUUUGAAAGAAAGAGGCAGCUUUGGAAAUAUUACCUAUGGAAUAACCUCGAAGCCUGAAGCUAAUAAAGGUCCUGAAGCAUCAAGGACACCUGCAACAACAUUAAAUCUACUUCCGAGCAUGGAAAAUCCAGCUGAGAAUUCAUCAAGACAAGACUAUGUUCCAUCUACAAACAUAAAACCCAUGGAAUUGUUCCCACAACUGGUGGGGUUUUCUUCUCAAAAUCCUGUUGAAGGUUCCACUAACAAGGCUGCAGAUUUGAGGAAAUCUUCAAAAGGAGAUUCCACAACUGCACAAAUGACUAUAUUUUACGGCGGACAAGUUAUGGUAUUUGAUGAUUUUCCGGCUGAGAAGGCCAAAGAGAUCAUAGCUUUAGCUAGCAAAGGAACAUCUAACACUACAAAUGGAUUUACUACAGCUUCUGCCGUGGAAAAAGCUAAUCAGUCAGCCAUUGCUCCUCCCCCCAAUAAGGUCCGGGAGGGACUUCAGUUGCGACCUCAAGCUGAUGAUUCAGAUUUGCCUAUUGCUAGAAGAGCAUCACUGCAUCGGUUCUUUGAGAAGAGGAAAGACAGGGCGGCAGCAAAGGCACCAUAUCAAAUAAACAACCCAUCAUCGUCACCUCCUCCUCCUCCUCCUCCUCGUCCCAGACAUGAAGGAGAAAGGAACAUCGUUUUUAUUGACUUAGAAUGCCAAACAUCAGAACAGCAGCUUGACCUCAAGUUAUAGUUAUUUUUGCUAAUCAUCCUAUACAAACUACGUAAUUAGGAUACUGUAAUGACGUUUUAAUUUAAGUCCCAAGUUCUGAACUAUUCUUGUUAGGUUCUUUUCUCUUUUUGUUUUGCUUUCCUAUUAUUCUUUAAUGGUGAAGAGCUUUGUAAUUAAUUUAGUUAACUUCUAUCAACCGUAUUCUUUACAACUUGUAUUAAGGGUAAUCAUUUCAUUAUUAAAGAUUUCAAAGUAAUUCUUGAAUUACUUA
Ricinus communis (castor bean) is the source of this 1339-nucleotide messenger RNA. Its product is annotated as protein TIFY 10B. The transcript has 4 exons. The record is from RefSeq and is a predicted model, not a curated record. Gene Ontology annotation, cellular component: nucleus. Gene Ontology annotation, biological process: regulation of defense response; response to wounding; regulation of jasmonic acid mediated signaling pathway. Lineage: Eukaryota; Viridiplantae; Streptophyta; Magnoliopsida; Malpighiales; Euphorbiaceae. Bases 280 to 1089 code for a protein of 269 amino acids.